AAAAAAACGAACAGAGAUUAAUAUCGAAAUGAUAUCUUACGUCAAUCAUACAAAUUAUGAUACAAGCGCUACUAAUUUCACUCUUGUCCGAAUUUUUCAUUCAGAUAACUGAAUAACACAAACGAAUUACGAUGAGCGACAACAAGAAGCCGGCACUGCUGUACCUGACCCCGGGAGACGCUAUUGUCUUCGAGGGUCCCUUCAACCGUGUGGUGAGGAAGACCGUUGUUAUCGAGAAUCCCAGGAAGAUCCAGAGCGUGUCAUUUAAGCUAAGAGCCACUACGCCUGAAAUGUUCUUCUUGCAUCCCAAUACCGGGCUUCUAGCGCCCGGCGAGAAGGUCACCGUGGAAGUUUUUCUGAAGCCCAUUGACGGGGAUUUUGACCAGCAGAGCCUCAUGUUAAUUAUCCAGGCGGCCGUGGUCUUUCGCGCAGAUCACUAUCUGCAAGGUUGCUGGAAGGUGCAGGAAGGGACACUAUGGACGGCCAAGAUCAAGUGUGAGUUGGAGAACCAUUACGUCCUGGCCGGUGGUUUCUUUUCCGGCUUUGAGGCAAGAGAGGAAGAGCAGAUCAGUAUCUCAGAUAACCGGGAGAUUAAGAUUUAUGGUUAUCAAAACUUCUUUAAGUUCUUUAUGUUUAUACCUAUCAUGGCCGCCGCUUUCCUAGCGGUUUUUUAUGGAAACCAAUAAUUUGAAAUGUAUGGUGUAUUCAAUUGCUAUUACUUCUGUUUUUUGGCUAAAAAAUAUAUACACUAACUUAUGUUUAUACCAAUAAAAGCGAAGUGCCAUUGA
Drosophila kikkawai is the source of this 788-nucleotide messenger RNA. Its product is annotated as vesicle-associated membrane protein-associated protein A-like. NCBI's taxonomy places the organism in Eukaryota, Metazoa, Arthropoda, Insecta, Diptera, Drosophilidae. The record is from RefSeq and is a predicted model, not a curated record.